AGACAAACUUUUUUUGGGGGAAUCUUAGUUACUUUGCCUUUAACAUUGCUUGCCUUUUACUAAAUUAAUGGAGUAUGUUUUUUUCUUUUAUGGCAUCGUAGACAAUGAUUUGACUGAAGAUGACAAGGAAGAACCUUUGGUCUAGGACAUUAAGUCAAUCAGGGCCCGUCUAGAGCAGAUAUUUGGCAAACACAUUCACACCCGAGCAUGAGUCAGCACACCUCCCGCAACAGCGCAACAGCGGAUCUGACGGGUGCAUUUCUCCAACCCAGGCAAUCGAGGAACACCAGACUAACGCUCCAGACAGCAGUUAAGAGGACAACAAACCAAACCGCACAGGGCACGCAGACGGAAAAGCGGAAAAAGAAGACGUACCACAGGCUGCGCUCAACAGUACUCCAAAGUCGCGAAACCUUACUGCCCAUCGAUAAAUUGAGGCCCGAGGACCUCACCGCCCGCUGCAGUGCCUCGCACGAGGGACGCAAGGUGCUCCAGGAGCGACUGCCGAUGCUGGUCGAUAGCCUGUUCAACAUGAUCUUCUCGCCCUCACCCUUCAUGGAGGGUUUCCACGAGCGCCGCAAGAACACCGAUCUCUCCAUGGGAUGCUGGACGUGCGAUGCCAAUGGCCAGAAUGUGCGGAUCGUCACGGUGAACGUGGCGCUGCAAGCGAAUAUCGGACCCAAAAAGGCCAAAGUCAUUGAAACGCAGGAGAUGCGCGACUGCAGCCAGCCCGGGCAGCUAUACUCGAUCGAUGUUGAGAUCGUCAACGAGGAUAUACCCUAUGCCGAUACGUUUAUCGUCCAGGUCCACUAUUGCCUAAAGGCCACCGUCGAACAGCACACGGACGUCCAAGUCUUUGGACAGGUGAAGUUUCUCAAACCGGUGUGGGCGGUGGUCAAGACAUUUAUCGAAAAGAACGCGUACGCGGGUCUCGAGGAGUUCUGUCAGUCCCUUUACUGCGCCCUGCUUAACGAGAUCAAGAAGAUGUAGGGGUCCCUUCUUAUAUCCAUUGAAAGUCUGGAGACUGGAAGUCUGCUUUUUUUUAAUGCUUAGAUAAAGUCACCUUCAUCCAUAUGCA
Messenger RNA from Drosophila serrata, 1078 nucleotides. Its product is annotated as protein Aster-B. Gene Ontology annotation, molecular function: sterol binding; sterol transfer activity. NCBI's taxonomy places the organism in Eukaryota, Metazoa, Arthropoda, Insecta, Diptera, Drosophilidae. Gene Ontology annotation, biological process: intracellular sterol transport. Gene Ontology annotation, cellular component: endoplasmic reticulum-plasma membrane contact site; plasma membrane; endoplasmic reticulum membrane. The record is from RefSeq and is a predicted model, not a curated record.